AUGCUGUCCGCACCCGCGCUGCUCACGAGCCUCGCUUCAAGAACCGCGCUCGCCGCGAUUAUCCUAUCGAUCGUCCUUUCGUCCAUCAUGGGUGCACUGCGGAGCAAAAAGUGGAAAGCGCAAGGGAAGCACGUCUUCAUCACCGGCGGCUCGCAGGGUCUCGGCCUGGCGGUCGCCGAGUUGCUCGCUUCCAAAGGUGCCAACGUCACAAUCUGCAGCAGAACCGAGUCCAAGCUUCGAGAAGCGGUGGGCAAAGUCAAGGCAGCAGCCAAGACGGAAGACCAGAAGGUCGAGUAUGUCGCUGCGGAUGUAUCGACUUUCGAAGGCGCAAAACGAGCCAUCGAGUCGUGCAGCGUCGUUCCAGAUACCGUGUUUUGCUGCGCUGGUGGCGCCAAACCGGGCUUCUUUAUCGAACAGACCGAAAGCGACUUCGAAAAGGGAAUGAGGACCGACUACUGGACGUGCCUCGCUACUUCACACGCAGCAGCGAAUGCCAUGGCACGGAACAACGUUACCAAUGGCAAAAUCGUACUCAUCAGCUCCACGCUCGGACUCAUUGGACUUAUCGGCUAUUCUCAGUACGGACCCAUGAAGCAUGCCAUCAGAGGACUCGCCGAGUCGCUACGGUCCGAAUUGAUACUCUACGGCAUCUCCGUCCAGGCCUACUUCCCAGGAACGAUCCUGUCGCCCGGGCUGGAAGAGGAAAACAAGACCAAGCCCAAGAUCACUCUCGAAAUCGAAGGCGAGGAAGAAGGUUUGACACCGGCACAAUGCGCAAAGGGUCUCAUCAAGGGCGUCGAAAAGGGACACUUUUUCAUCACGACGGACUUCAACACGGAGUUGUUCCGCACAGCAGCUCUUGGUGCCGGUCCGACCAAUCGUGGGUUGCUCGAUAGGGUGAUUGCGCUGAUAGGGUGGAUCGCCAUUCCCUUCUGGCGAAACUUGAUUGCCGAUAGAGCCAUUAGGAAGCAUCGCCAGCAACACAAAGAGGAGGUCCUGUCUGCUCGGUUAAGGUGA
Molecule: messenger RNA, 1017 nt
Organism: Pseudozyma hubeiensis SY62
Lineage: Eukaryota; Fungi; Basidiomycota; Ustilaginomycetes; Ustilaginales; Ustilaginaceae
Product: oxidoreductase
Exons: 5
Coding region: 1-1017 (338 amino acids)
Biological process (GO): sphingolipid biosynthetic process
Cellular component (GO): endoplasmic reticulum membrane
Molecular function (GO): 3-dehydrosphinganine reductase activity
Source: RefSeq, a predicted model, not a curated record